This is a messenger RNA of Opisthocomus hoazin, 1211 nucleotides long. The record is from RefSeq and is a predicted model, not a curated record. Lineage: Eukaryota; Metazoa; Chordata; Aves; Opisthocomiformes; Opisthocomidae.
UCUGCAGGUUAAAGUGGGGGAAAAAAACAAACCCAGAAACAUUGUUGACGGGAUAGAUUUUUCAACAUGAAUCGUGCUUUUAGCAGGAAGAAAGACAAAACAUGGAUGCACACUCCUGAAGCCUUAUCAAAGCAUUAUAUUCCCUAUAAUGCAAAGUUUCUUGGCAGUACGGAGGUGGAGCAGCCCAAAGGCACAGAAGUUGUAAGAGAUGCUGUUAGAAAAUUGAAGUUUGCAAGACAUAUCAAGAAAUCUGAAGGCCAGAAAACGCCCAAAGUUGAACUACAAAUCUCAAUCUAUGGUGUAAAAAUUCUAGAUCCAAAAACUAAGGAAGUCCAGCACAACUGUCAGCUCCAUAGGAUAUCAUUUUGUGCCGAUGAUAAAACUGACAAGAGAAUAUUUACUUUCAUAUGCAAAGACUCAGAAUCAAAUAAGCAUCUGUGCUACGUAUUUGACAGUGAAAAGUGUGCGGAAGAGAUAACUUUAACAAUUGGUCAAGCAUUUGACUUAGCUUACAGGAAAUUUCUGGAAUCCGGAGGAAAAGAUGUUGAAACAAGGAAACAAAUUGCAGGUUUACAGAAAAGAAUUCAAGAAUUAGAAACUGAAAACACAGAGCUGAAAAAUAAAGUUCAAGAUUUGGAAAACCAGUUAAGAAUCACACAAGUACAUACAUCUCCACUGCUGCACAUAAAGUGUGAUAAUGAUGAACAUAUGUUUCAAAGACCCUCUACUUUUUUCUGGUGUAACAGUGAGGAUUCACCUCCUUGUUUAGAUAUCUCUUCCAUUACGCUUACUCCUAGGAGUUCUCCUGACUCCAGACUACCAUCUGGAUUGUUAAUACCACCACCUUCAAAAAGUGGUCUUCCAAAGCCAACCAGUGAAUACAGCUGCCCAAGACCUCGUGUAAUCCUGCUGUGCAAAAGCUUUUUCAGUUUUUUUUUUUCCACUUUGUCGUAUAUUAACUUGUUUUAAAAAAAUGUGCAUUUUGUACAGUGGUUAAAGGACAGAGCAGAUGUAUCUUACAUUCUCUAGGGAUACUCUAAAUAUGGAAUUUGUGAAGAUUUAUUUCUACAUAUUUUUUUCUCUCCCACCCUCAGAACAUAAAUUCUUAUUUUCCCAACAUGUUUAAAUUAGUCAAUUAAUUACUUCUGUGUUAUCUGUUAAUCUUUUGUUAAAAUUAUUUAUACUAAAAAUAGUUAUUGAAACCAAACAAU